GAGGAUGUCCGGCCGGUGAAGUUUGACCUCCGGCGGUUCCCGUAGACGGCGGGUGUCAAUGACAUUCGCGUGGAAACUGAGUCCGGUGGCGUAACACGCGGCUCCAGUUAUGGCUUUAUUAUAUUCCGUGCUGAGAUGCGUGAGAUCACAUAUUACACAGGUUCACCUCCGGUCGGUUCACACAACCAGUCCCCAUCAUCUAGCUGCUGAGAAGUCCCUCCUGCUGCAGCUGCGCAAGAGCACCGGCUACACGUUCGCCAACUGCAAGAAGGCCCUGGAAAAAUUCGACAACGAUGUCAAACAGGCAGAGAGCUGGUUGCAUGAGCAGGCACAAAAGGAGGGCUGGAGUAAAGCUGUGCGACUGGAGGGAAGGCGCACCAAGGAGGGCCUUAUUGGCCACCUAAUAGAAGACAGAGCUGCGGUUAUGGUUGAGGUUAACUGUGAGACUGACUUUGUUGCACGGAAUGAGAAGUUCCACAGCCUGGUCAGAGAUGUUGCUUUUGCUACGAUGGCUCAUCACCGCAGCAGAACCGGCAGUCGGUCUACGUACAUAAAGAGUCUGCUGUCUACGGAUGACCUGUCCAAGCUCACCGUGCCUGGAGGAGCCUCGCUGGCUGACCGCCUGGCCCUUGCUGUGGGCCGUCUGGGUGAGAACAUAGCCCUGAGGCGAGCAGUAGUGCUGGGAGUGCCUGCUGAAUGGAACAUCGGCUCCUACGUCCACGGAGCGCUGCCGGGACAGACUGAUGUGGCCAUGGGCCGCUACGGUGCCCUGGUGGUCUUUCAGAGUGUCCGGGGCGAGGCGGAAACCCUGGGCAGGAAGUUGGGCCAGCACAUUGUGGGGGAGGCGCCCCUCUCUCUCGGCAACAUGGACGAUCUGUCAUGUGGGGACACAGAAACCCGCCUACUGCCUCAGAGCUUCCUGGCAGACCCCAGUAAGACAGUGGCUCAGUACCUGAGUGAGCAAGGGGCUCGCGUGCUCGAUUUUGUCCGAUUCCAGCGUGGGGAAGGGGGCCAUGAUACAGAAGAGUGAAAGUGAGGAUAAGCAAUCCAAGGUUCUCUAGUUUCUUUAAUGCUUUUAUUUUUGUAACACCUUUGCCUGGGAAACCCAGAUGUGUCCGGUCACAUAGCCUGUCAAGACAUUUUGUGCGAAUUUAGGCUGCACCUGAUUCAAAUUUCCCUUUUUCAACAGAAGUUCUAAGGCUGUUCCAAGUGUGCAGCUUGAUCUUGGGUUGUCCAUGUAAACCUUGUGCAAUGUUAUGGGCUGGGACACACUGGUUAAUGAACUCAACACUUAAUAAAUCAAUUUAUCAAGGGGUGUCAAGUCUGAUCUCAAACUUAUUCUUGCAAAGUAGUUAUAAUAUGUAGAAAAAAGAAAA
Scleropages formosus (Asian bonytongue) is the source of this 1376-nucleotide messenger RNA. RefSeq names its product Ts translation elongation factor, mitochondrial (gene tsfm). The record is from RefSeq and is a predicted model, not a curated record. The transcript has 6 exons. Gene Ontology annotation, biological process: mitochondrial translational elongation. Lineage: Eukaryota; Metazoa; Chordata; Actinopteri; Osteoglossiformes; Osteoglossidae. Gene Ontology annotation, molecular function: translation elongation factor activity; protein binding. The coding region runs from base 110 to 1030 and encodes 306 amino acids.